This is a messenger RNA of Onychostoma macrolepis, 3346 nucleotides long. RefSeq names its product tumor protein p53 inducible protein 11a (gene tp53i11a). NCBI's taxonomy places the organism in Eukaryota, Metazoa, Chordata, Actinopteri, Cypriniformes, Cyprinidae. Bases 455 to 1015 code for a protein of 186 amino acids. The transcript is spliced from 9 exons. The record is from RefSeq and is a predicted model, not a curated record.
GUAAUUUUAGACGAUAAUGUUUAGUCAGCUACAUUCCUUACGGUAGGUUCCCGCCGCAGCGCGCGAAUUCUCUUCUAUCCCUUACGGUAAGUGCGUGCGGCUUGUGUUGGUUUUGCGAUUGUCACAACAGUAGCACGCGAGCGGCGCACUACAUCAAGAUAGCACACAACAGCUUGUCUACGAGAAAAGCUUUCUGUAGAUGCAUGGUGGAAUUUGUAUCUGAGAUUUUACUGGAAGACGCUGGACCAUAUGUUCAGAGAGUGGGAUUUUAAAUUCUGCGUCCAUCUUAAUUGACUAGAAACGUUGUGUCCUUUUGCUGUAGAAAAGCGAUUUUGUGAGGCCUUGGACUGAAUCACUGAGGAAGAUGCAUGCUGUGCUUCAUGAAGUGAAACAUUAACAGCUCUGAUUGAGUCCCUCUGACAGCUCAUUGAAGUGCCUGCUUUCCUCUGCUGCUAUGGCUUCCACACCUCCACCUCUCAUGAAGAAGCACAGUCAGACUGAUCUUGUGAGUCGCCUCAAGUCCCGCAAGGUCCUGGGUGUCGGCGGGGAGGAUGAUGACGGAGAGGUGCACAGGUCCAAGAUCAGUCAGAUGUUGGGUAAUGAGAUGAAGUUUGCUGUGCGUGAGCCCAUUGGUCUCCGGCUCUGGCUCCUCAUCUCUGCAGUGCUGUUCACAUCCAUAUCCUUAAUGGCCUUGGCUUUUCCUAGCCAGCUAUAUGCAAUAAUAUUUGAGAUCACCACCUCGAGGAUCUCCAUCAGACUCUAUGGAGGAGCCCUUCUAUGUAUCUCAUUAAUUCUGUGGAAUGGCUUGUACACAGCAGAAAAGGUCAUCAUUCAAUGGACGCUACUUACGGAAGCGUGUUACUUCGGAGUACAAUUUCUUGUGACAUCCAUCACCCUCUUAGAGAUGGGCACACUGUCCAACGGAGCAAUCGUUCUUCUUCUCAGUGAAACCUUCUUCCUCUUCGUCACCUUGAGUUACUAUCAUCACCUCGGCCGGCGCGCGAAAAAGAUAUGAAGGAGGCCAGCAAUUUGUUAGAUGAGUAGAUUGGCAGCACAGAAUGCUUUGAAUACAGUAGCACCACUGCCUGGACCAAAUGAAUUUACACUUGACUGAAAAUCAACCUCUGUUUGUAGGGAAUUUCCAUUUUAUUUAAGUACAAUAUCUGGGUAUUUACUCUCUUUAGAUACAGAGGGCCACAGAUCAUGACUAUUGUUUUUGUUACAUUAAGUUCACCACAGUGGGUAUAAUUAUUUGACAGCUCACUUUUUUGUAAAAGCAUUUUCUGAGAAUUUAUUGUAUGGAGGGUAUAUUUAUGGCACAUUUAUAAAUGUCAGAGAAUCCCAAAAGUGUCAUAUUAGUUUGAGAAGAUGCCCGCAAUUCAUGUCACAUUAAGUAAGAGUUUAGUGAACUUCCUCUGUGUGGUGUGUUAUUCUAUGGCAAGAAUGUAAUUUUAUAAUGGUACUGGUUUUAUUCACCAGGCACAAGAGGCACAGCAUGACACAACGUACAACAAUUAAUACAAGACAAAGGUUAAAACAAGGAAUGGCAUAUAUACAAAAUUAAUAAAUGCAUACAAAUUUGAAUCUAAUAUUACAGAAAUGCAACUGUUACAUUUACUUGUAGUUACUAACAUUUCUAAUAGAUUUAUUUCAUUCAUUUGUAAUUCAGGUAAAUUGCUGUUAAAAUUGCAAAGUGAAGACUUUGCAAAUACAUUCCUUUUGAAUUUAGGUUCCCAACAGUACAUUUUGUGAUAUGGUAAGAAUAAUGAAUGUAGUAUUAAAUGGUAUUUAAUGUGUGUAUUCCAGAAAGUACCUUGUUAACUUUGUAGUUGUAAAUGUAUUACUGUCAAAUGCAGCUCUGUUGCUUCAAACAAAGAAAUUCUACCCCUAUCAAUUCAGAUGUAACUUUUUUUUUUACUACUUUAUAUACCUAAUGGACAUUUGCACAACAUUUACGGAAGUAAAUAGUGCAGUUAUAAACUCGGUAAAACUCCCCAUAUAUGACAGAUUAAAAGAUUACAGAGAAUAAGUCAGUUGAAAAAUCUUUUGAGGAUUCAGGUGAUUUUUUUGCUUUUACUUCCAUGUUCUGAUCUCCAUGUUUUCAUGACAUUCAAGCCGUAGGCUAAUAAUGGUUUUACUCUUGCAAACUUUGAAAGAGUAUUAAAGGGACAGUUCCCCCAAAAGUGCAAGUGCAACAACAUUUAUUUUUAUUUUGGUGCAAAACUUCUAUGGAACAAAAAAGGAAUAUCAUAAUAGUGCUUCAUACAACUGAAUUCAUGAUGGUUUCUUUGUGUCUCGUCAUUGACAGUGAACUUCAGAGAAUUUUCUGUUUUGGGUGAACUAUUCUUUUAACAACUACCAUUAUGCACAACAAUCAUACAUUUUAGAAGUGUAUGUAGUAAGAUAUGCUUAAUGCCUUUAGUGAUUGUUGCAUGAAGUCAACAAUGCAGAUCGACAGUAGCGCUAAAAUGUAGCACUUUUAUAAAUAUAAAAUGUCAGAUUAGUAAAAGAUAUAAUCAGUGAACAAUACUUCUGUUCACCUUCCACAGUGUUAAUUAAAAACUGUUAGCAUGUUGAACUUUUAUUCACUUUUUAUUGUCACUAUGAUGUAGCCAUAAGCGAAUGUUGCAUUUCUUCUAUCAUACUAAUAACGUCUUGCCCAAUAUCGGCAAUCAGAGUUAAUUGUGAAAAAUAGUAUAAAUGAUUACUCUAUAAUUAGAUCUAGCAGGUGUUAUUCCUAAUAGUAUAUGCUUCCAUCACAGAACUGUCAUUUGAGAUGUGGACAGUCACACUGCCUUCCCGUAGAUCUUAGAUACUGCUUCCAGUGAAACACAAAUGACUUUAUUCCAAAGGGAAAUCAGAGGAUCAUAUGAAUAUGUGCUUUGGAAAGGGCAAGUUAGACAGUAUUUCAGACAGAGGAGGUGUGUGAUGAACCCAUUUCAUAAUUCUAUAUUAACUGCAGUACUUCAAAACCAAACUGAUGUUUGUUUAUUUAUACUGUACAUCUCUCUUGAGUUUAGUAAUAGUUAAUUAGCAAAACAAUGGACCAUGAUUUAAGUCAAAGCACAGUUUAUGAUCAUAUAUAUACUAGACUCAGUAUCUUUUUAAGUCACUUUUUGCUUUGUAAAUAUUUGAAUGAUUCAGGAAUGUGUAACACUUAAACAUCUGUAAACUUGCAACUUUAUUUGUAUUUGUUUUUGAGAAAGAUGAUUGCAAUGUUAAUUUUUAGUAUAUUUGUUUUUGGUUCUUUUAUGUGUUUUGAAAAAAAAAAAACAUGUAUGACAGGUAUGUAUCUACUUUUUGUAGAGAAACAGUGAAUGUGCUUAAUAAAUCUAAAGUUUUUCAA